Molecule: messenger RNA, 504 nt
Organism: Oppiella nova
Lineage: Eukaryota; Metazoa; Arthropoda; Arachnida; Sarcoptiformes; Oppiidae
Source: the annotation of a GenBank genome assembly
GUGAAAACUGGUGUCAUUAAAGUACAACCGACUACUACUGCCAAUUCUGGUGCGAAACCACAUUACAAGAAGUACAACAUUUCCAACUAUAGACCAAUCAUCACAUGGUUUGUCAGAUUCUAUGCCGGAAUCAUUGACCAUCACUUCCUCAUCAGUAGGCGCUCUAAUUCAUGGCACCCGACCAUUUGCGGUGUUGGGAUCUGUAGGAAAGGCCAUAUUAUCUCAAUUCAGAACUGAUUUAUUAGACUUAAAUACUUAUGAAGACAUAACAAAACGAUUGCUUUCACCCUUAACACUGGAACAGUCAGAACAGGUUAUUAUUAAAGCGCUGUCGCCUUAAAUUCAGCCAUAAUUUGGAUACAAAGACUACUAAUUAUUUUUAUAUAAUUUAAUCGCAAAACUAGUCAUUUAAUUAAUUAAUCAGUUUUUACACAUUUGGAGACAAUUUUGAAAUCAUUUUUUAUAUAUUUUAUACUAAACUAAACAAUAAAGAAAAUCAAAGCA